Molecule: messenger RNA, 1662 nt
Organism: Paramecium sonneborni
Lineage: Eukaryota; Ciliophora; Oligohymenophorea; Peniculida; Parameciidae
Source: the annotation of a GenBank genome assembly
AUGAGUUCUUAAAUAAAAAUACCUUAAGGUUUAGUACCUAAGAUUCUAUGUUAAAAAGUUAGUUGUUUAGAAAAAGAAUAAAAAUCAAUAAAAAAAAAACAAGAAGAUAGAGAAAUAUUUAUUUGUAAUUUAUAAAAAGGAAUUGAAGAUGAAUUUGUAACAAAGUGUAAAAGGUGUAUAAAUACUAAAGGAAAAAAUUAAACAAAAGAUUGCAUGAUAAAUUUGGAGAAUUUAUAUUUAGUGUUGAAAAACUAAAACCAACUUGAAAAAGAAAUUUUAAUAAAUUUGGAAGAAUUAGAAAAAAAAUUAAAUAUUCUAGUUGAAAAAGUCAAUUAAGAAGUUUUUAGAGUUUAAUCAAAUAUAAAGGAGAUAGGUUAAACAAUUAGAAGGAUGAUUUUAAUUUAAUAAGAAUCUGAUAUAUAAAUGUGCUUAAAUGGAAAAUAAUAAGCCACUCGAGAAUAAUUAAUAAAAAUGAUAAAAGAAUUGAGAGAAAAAAUAAUAAUUGUAAGUGAAAAUUAAGAAUUAAAUUAAGAUUAACUAAAUAUUAUUUAUGAUAAAGGAACAAUAAUUAUAGAUGAUUUUCUUUAAAAUAAAUUAGCUUAAAUGUCAUCUAAAUUUCAUAGUUUUGAGAAAUUAGUUUCAUAAAUAAAUGAAAAUGAAUUUUAUGAUAAUCAAAUACAAUAUGAAUAACUAAAAUAAAAUUAUAUAGAGAUAGGAAAAAUAUAGAAGAUUGAUUGUAGAAAGAUUUAUAAUUUAAGAUUUAAUAGAUCGAAUAAUUUAUUUGCAAUAGGAUCAAGUUUUUUAGAUGAAUAAAAGUCAUAAUGUGUUAAAAUAUGGAAAAUUGAUACUAAUAUUGUUGAGAUUGCUGUACUAUAAUAAUAUCCUGAUGUUACAGCAUUAUGUUUUAAUGUUAAAGAUGAUUCAUUAUUUACAGGUGGCUCAGAUUCAAAACUUAUUUAUUGGUAAGUAUAAUAAGAUGGAAAAUAUGAGGAUCGAAAUUUGGGAUCUGAAAUAAAAGGAAAAAUUAAUUGUAUAGAAAUCAACCAGAACUCCAAAGUUUUGGUAGUUGGAAGUGAGGAACUAAACAUUUUUAUAAAUGAUGGAUAGAAUUGGGAAAUAAGUAAUAAAUUCGAAAAUUUAGAAGUUAAAUCAAUUGCUUUUUCUAAUUGUAAUCAAAUUAUAAUAGCUUAUUGUUUUAUUAAUUAAUAAUAUGUAGUCUAAUUAUAUUAAAUUUAAAAGACAGGUAAAAUAUCUAUUAUUUAAAAUUUGACAGAAUCGAUUAGUUCUCUAUAAAUUUAGCCUAUUUAGAAGACAAAAUUUAUUUUUAAUAAUUAAAAAAAUGAGAUUAGCAUAUUUUGUUUGGACAAUAAUGGUAUUUAAUAAAUAAAUGAUGAUUCAAUACUGAAAUUGAAUUAAAUCUACAAACGUUGUAUUGACAAUAACAUAACAAAAGAUAAUACCAUUCUUUUAGCUUUUACAAAAUAAGUUAACAAUAAUUAUUAGACACAUAUACUAAAAAUUAAUGAAUAAAAUUAAGUAUUUUAAUUUCAAUUUCUACAAUAAAAAGCAUAGAAGUUAUUUUUCUCAAAUAAUGGUUAGUUACUUGUUAUUUGGGAUAAUGAUAGUUUAAUUGUCUUAAAGGAUAGUUCUAAAUAGGAUUGA